AUGCAGCGCGCCUUCUCCUCCGCGCCCCGGGCAGUUGCUCGAUCAUCAUCCCGCAUCACAUCUGGUCCAUUGAUCCAGCAAAGAUUCGCACACAAGGAGCUCAAGUUCGGCGUCGAGGGUCGUGCUGCGUUACUGCAGGGUGUGGAUACGCUUGCGAGAGCGGUUGCGACGACACUUGGGCCAAAGGGCAGGAAUGUCCUGAUCGAGUCGAGUUAUGGCUCGCCCAAGAUCACAAAGGAUGGUGUGACCGUCGCUAAAGCCGUAACACUCAAAGACAAGUUCGAAAACCUCGGUGCUCGCCUCCUCCAAGACGUCGCCAGCAAGACCAACGAGGUCGCUGGUGAUGGCACAACCACCGCCACCGUCCUCGCCCGCGCCAUCUUCUCCGAGACCGUCAAGAAUGUCGCCGCCGGCUGUAACCCAAUGGAUCUGAGGAGAGGCACCCAGGCAGCUGUUGAGGCUGUUGUGAAGUACCUCCAGGCCAACAAGCGUGACAUCACCACAUCUGAGGAGAUAAGCCAAGUGGCCACCAUCUCAGCCAACGGCGACACACAUAUUGGUAAGCUCCUCUCCCAGGCGAUGGAGAAGGUUGGCAAGGAGGGUGUCAUCACCGUGAAGGAGGGCAAGACGAUCGAGGACGAGCUGGAGGUGACGGAGGGCAUGAAGUUCGACCGCGGCUACAUUUCACCAUACUUCAUUACCGACACCAAGGCACAGAAGGUUGAGUUCGAGAAGCCCCUGAUCCUUCUCUCAGAGAAGAAGAUCUCUGCCGUUCAGGACAUCGUCCCCGCACUUGAGGCCUCCCAGCAGUUGCGACGACCACUCGUUAUUAUCGCCGAGGACAUCGACGGUGAGGCGCUUGCCGUGUGCAUCUUGAAUAAACUCCGUGGCCAGCUCCAAGUCGUUGCAGUCAAGGCACCAGGGUUUGGCGACAACAGGAAGAGCAUCCUCGGUGACUUGGCUGUCCUUACGAACGGCACCGUCUUCACUGAUGAGCUCGACAUCAAGCUCGAGAAGGCUACGCCUGAAAUGCUCGGCUCCACUGGCAGCAUCACCAUCACAAAGGAGGACACCGUCAUCCUCAAUGGCGAGGGCACCAAGGAUGCCGUGACCCAGCGCUGCGAGCAGAUUCGUGGCGUCAUGUCUGACCCUACCACGUCUGAUUACGAGAAGGAGAAGCUCCAGGAGCGUCUCGCGAAGCUUUCGGGCGGUGUCGCCGUCAUCAAGGUUGGCGGUGCGUCCGAAGUCGAGGUGAGCGAGAAGAAGGAUCGCAUGGUCGAUGCUCUGAACGCUACCCGUGCUGCCGUCGAAGAGGGCAUCCUGCCAGGUGGUGGUACCGCUCUUCUCAAGGCCGCAGCCAACGCUCUCAAGGACCUCAAACCCGCUAACUUUGACCAACAACUUGGUGUCGCUAUCGUCAAGUCCGCCAUCACGCGCCCGGCACGAACGAUCGUUGAAAACGCCGGUGCUGAGGGUUCCGUUAUCGUUGGUAAGCUGAUGGACGAGUUCGGGGCGGACUUCAACAAGGGCUUCGAUUCGCAGAAGGGCGAGUAUGUUGAUAUGAUUGCUUCUGGUAUCCUUGAUCCCUUCAAGGUUGUACGAACGGGCCUUAUGGACGCGAGCGGUGUUGCGUCACUGUUGGGUACGACUGAGGUGGCGAUCGUGGAGGCGCCUGAAGACAAGGCACCACCAAUGGGAGGCGGGAUGGGUGGCGGAAUGGGUGGUAUGGGCGGUAUGGGCGGUGGAAUGUUCUAA
Molecule: messenger RNA, 1755 nt
Organism: Recurvomyces mirabilis
Lineage: Eukaryota; Fungi; Ascomycota; Dothideomycetes; Mycosphaerellales; Teratosphaeriaceae
Gene: HSP60
Product: chaperonin
Exons: 2
Coding region: 1-1755 (584 amino acids)
Biological process (GO): apoptotic mitochondrial changes; protein refolding; protein import into mitochondrial intermembrane space
Cellular component (GO): mitochondrial matrix; mitochondrial inner membrane
Molecular function (GO): ATP binding; ATP-dependent protein folding chaperone; protein-folding chaperone binding
Source: RefSeq, a predicted model, not a curated record